Fraxinus pennsylvanica is the source of this 696-nucleotide messenger RNA. NCBI's taxonomy places the organism in Eukaryota, Viridiplantae, Streptophyta, Magnoliopsida, Lamiales, Oleaceae. The record is from the annotation of a GenBank genome assembly.
AUGGAACCUGAGCCUGAGAUUGUUAUAAACCUCUUUGAUUCAAUCUGGUUCUACUCCCAAAUCCUCAAGAAAAAAUCAAAUUCCUCAAUUUCACCAAACCCUGUUUGGCAUAAUCAAGAAAAUUCAAGAAAACCCAAGAUUUCACGCCAAUUAACAAUCCAUUCUAGAUCCAAAAGUGAGCAACUGAUUAACUCCAUGACGGAUUUGGACUCUGAUACUUCGUCCCCAAAUUCAGUCCUCUUUACCCCACGUCUCUCAGAACAAGAUUUUCCGAAAGAAAUUCCAAGUGCAACGCAAGUAGUGAAUUUGAAGAAUAGUGGCGGUUUGAUGGAUAGAAGAAAGAAAAGUCUCAGCAAGAGCUUGUCGGAGCUUGAAUUUGAAGAAGUAAAAGGUUUUAUAGAUCUUGGUUUUGUGUUCUCUGAAGAAGAUAAAGAUUCAAGCCUGGUGGAAAUCAUUCCCGGGUUGCAAAGACUGGGCAAGAAAAUGGAUGGAAGAGGGCAGGAAGGGGAAGGAAACGCCAAUGAAUUUUCAGUUCCAAGGCCCUAUCUUUCGGAAGCGUGGGAUGUUUUUGAAGAAAGAGAGAGAGAGAAUCAGAGCCCACUGAGGAACUGGAAAGUACCUGUAAUCAGCAAUCAAAUUGAAAUGAAAGAUAGUCUCAAAUUGUGGGCUCAUACUGUUGCAUAUGCUGUUAGAUGA